AGUUUUGUUCUCACACUACGGAUUUUACUUCAGCUCGCACAACCAAGGCAGUUUUCUCUACCCACAUCAGACAUUAUUCUUCGACAUAAAACGCGCGAAUCAUUGUUGUCCGCCUGUCCCGCGCGGAUCAAAACAUCAUGACUUCAAUCGAACCUGCAACCCCGUCACGGACGGUAAAUGAAAACGACUCAAGGCCAAGAAAGGGAAUCACUCGAGCGCAGAAGCAGGUGCUUAUCAACAACCUUCAACUAGAGAUCACAGAACGCGCGAGAAAGCUUCGUGCCCAAUACGCUCUUCAAGCGCAAGGCCUCAAAACCCGCGUUGAGAUUCGCGUCAAUCGAAUUCCCACUGCUCUUCGUAAGAUCACCAUGGGAGAAUUACUAGAGAAGCAUUCCAAGCGACCAGCCGACGAGAAAAAGGAUGCCAUCGCCAUACCCGCUUCAGAGCCUUCCACUUCAAUUACCACCAAGCCUGCCAAGGCAGAAUCCUCCAGCUCUGCCGGUCAAUUACCUAACCCUCAGACAUCUGAACCCAAAGCUCGCGUGGAAUCGCCGAAAAAGGGGACUAUUAGACAGAUUCCCACCCCUCGUUCAAGAGGCACCAAGCGCUCCAGUGCGCAUCUCGUUGAAGUUCAAGGCAAAGAGAAUGAAGAUGCCGGAAAUGACUUGAACAUUCCCAAGAAACGUGCCAAGACCGGCACUACUCCUGGACCGGCUACGGCUCCAAACAACCGCGCCAUUUCUAGGACACAAUUGCAGUCUUCUCAAGUAUUGUCACCACGUUCAGCAAACUCAAGGACCCUCCCCAAGUCGCCCGUUCGACAAACGGCGCCUCCUCCCAAGCCUCAAUUCGCCCGGCCAACAUCGUCCAUGAAGACGACUGCUCCUGCACCAUCUUCUACGGCUGCCAAAGCUGACAAAACCCGCACUACGACGACGACGUCUCGUACAGCUGGACGAAAAGUCACGCCUGCUGCUUCGGCGGCGUCAGUCUCGACAACAACAGGUCCCGGGCGAGGAAGACGAACUCCAGCUCCACCAGCAGCCCCACCAUCCCGGGCAGGUCGCGGUCGGCCCAGCAACAGCAGCGAGACCUCGACUUCUACGACAAGCACGGUUGUAAACAAGACCAAGAAGCCACCGGUCACGAAGAAACCUCCAGUUCCCAAAGCCUCUUCCGCUUCUGCAACGGGAUCAAUCAGAAAGGUCCCCGCUACCGCCACCGGAACAAAACCCGAGGUCUCUGGAACCGGUACCGCCAAACGGACUCUUCGGAAGAGAGUCUAAUGGCGGUGAUAUCCGCACGGCAUAGGAAUUAGGCGAAUUAGGCCACUGUUAUCUUUUGUCUCUUUCUAGGUUCCUUCAGUUGGCUGCGUUGGCUUUUGUGAAAAGCUGGCAUCCUGUGUGGAGUCUUGGUCACAUGUGGUGCUGGUGGGGGCGGGGAGAAGGAGGAGAGUGUAUACACGCAUUUUUAGCUACUUAUUUCUUUAUCUCGAACGGGGUUUGCAAGGGAAGUUAUUGUUCGGGUUCGGGUUUCAUGCAGGUUAUACUACUGCUUGGCGCACAGAAAAUGUAUGGUUUUAGGUUCUAUGUUUUAGGUUUGACAUUCUAGGUUUGGGUUCUGGGUUCUAGGUUUUAGGUUCUAGGUUCAGGUAAUAAGGCGCCGGAUGAUUGUAGGAAUAACUGUUCCGAGUCUAGCAUAUUCUACUGUUUAGUUUAGGUCACCCUUUAUAUUAUCUCGUUGUUCUCUACC
Molecule: messenger RNA, 1752 nt
Organism: Xylona heveae TC161
Lineage: Eukaryota; Fungi; Ascomycota; Xylonomycetes; Xylonales; Xylonaceae
Exons: 3
Coding region: 138-1286 (382 amino acids)
Biological process (GO): mitotic sister chromatid segregation
Cellular component (GO): chromosome passenger complex; spindle midzone; chromosome, centromeric region
Source: RefSeq, a predicted model, not a curated record